Hemicordylus capensis (graceful crag lizard) is the source of this 7125-nucleotide messenger RNA. RefSeq names its product ATPase plasma membrane Ca2+ transporting 4 (gene ATP2B4). Gene Ontology annotation, biological process: calcium ion transmembrane transport; regulation of cytosolic calcium ion concentration. The record is from RefSeq and is a predicted model, not a curated record. Gene Ontology annotation, molecular function: ATP binding; ATP hydrolysis activity; P-type calcium transporter activity. Bases 983 to 4726 code for a protein of 1247 amino acids. Gene Ontology annotation, cellular component: intracellular membrane-bounded organelle; membrane. NCBI's taxonomy places the organism in Eukaryota, Metazoa, Chordata, Lepidosauria, Squamata, Cordylidae. The transcript has 22 exons.
CUAGGCAGUGGCGUUGCCAUGACAAGCUUUUUCUUAAGCUCUCACUGCUCCGCGCAGGAGGGACUCAACUUGCAAAAGGGUGGAUUUGGAAAGAGAGGCAGGGGAGAAGGACAGGCGGAAAAAUCCAGAGGGACUCGCAUUUCUUCAGAUUAGGAACCUUUAGCUGCAGCAGAGUUCCCCGAAACCCUUAACCGCCCAUCGGACAAGCGGUCUUCCCUCGCACCCCGCCAGCUCCAAACUUCGGGAAGAUCGAGAGCGAGGGACGGGCAAGAUCAGAAAUCAAGGCGCUUUCACAACUCCCUCCUCCCUCCCAUGGAAAUCCAGGGGUUUUUCCCAGCCUGUGGAAGACUGGGUUACUGGAGGCGGAGGGAAAUCAGCAGGAGCCACCGCAGCAUAUGAAUUGCCUGGGUAGCGCAAAGCCCUCGCUCCCUCCCUCCACGCUGUGCUGCUCUGUGCGGAGGUAGCCGCUUCAACUAACGCGACGCCGCAAACUUGGAGCGGCUGAGCGGGUAGGCUGCGUCCAGCCGUUUUUCUGGAGGAAGCCUUCGCGUCUUCUCCUCCCUCUGCGAGGUGCAAAAUUUCGGUUGAAGACGGUAUCCAGGGAACCCACCUCUUUCUCUGGGAGAUGCAUGCUGGUUGUUGCUAAGUUCGCUUCCACGGUAACAUGCACAUCCUGUUUACACCUUCAUCUGAAGAAGUUGGACUUGGCUAGUUUCACUGGCUUCACGGGGGAGCUGCAGAAGGAAGUGCUGUUUUCCCCACCCCCUCUCCAGCCCUGCCAAUUUACUCAGGAUCCUCCUUCCUCCCCAGAGGUGUUGUUCCAGGUGCCCUACGAGCCACCACACUGGGCUGCUUUCUGCGGAGAGCUCCAGAGUUUGCAUCGCCUGGUGUGAUUUCAUAGAGGAAAGAGACAGGAAGGUGGAACAGCAGCUCCCAGCAUUUUUGGUUCUGUUCUUACUGAACCCGCUCAUUUUUUGUCAAGAUGACGAACAACUCUGCAGAUCAUCAUCCCGGGAACUCUGUUGCUGAGGGCAGCCAUGAGGGGGACUUUGGAUGCUCCGUGGGGGACCUGCGGGGCCUCAUGGAGCUUCGCAGUGCAGAGGCGGUCACUAGGAUAAAUGACACCUACGGGGGAGUGCAUAACAUUUGCAAAAGAUUGAAGACCUCACCAGUGGAAGGCCUGUCCGGGAACCCCACUGAUCUGGAGAAAAGAAGGCAAGCGUUUGGGCAGAAUUUCAUCCCACCCAAAAAGUCCAAAACCUUCCUGCAGUUAGUCUGGGAAGCACUUCAAGAUGUCACCUUAAUCAUCUUGGAAAUUGCAGCCAUCAUCUCCCUGGGCCUGUCUUUCUACAGUGCUCCCGGUGGCGACAGUGAAAAGUGUGGGCAAGCAUCAGGUGGUGGAGAGGAUGAAGGCGAGGCUCAGGCUGGAUGGAUUGAAGGGGCAGCCAUCCUGUUCUCAGUCAUUAUCGUUGUCCUGGUCACAGCCUUCAAUGACUGGAGCAAAGAGAAGCAGUUCCGGGGCCUCCAAAGCCGCAUUGAACAGGAGCAGAAGUUCACGGUCAUCCGCAAGGGGCAAGUUAUUCAAAUCCCCGUGGCUGAAAUUGUAGUGGGAGACAUUGCUCAGAUCAAAUACGGGGACUUGUUGCCAACAGAUGGGAUCCUGAUCCAAGGCAAUGAUCUGAAAAUUGAUGAAAGCUCUCUGACUGGAGAGUCAGACCAAGUGAAGAAGUCCCUGGAUAAAGACCCCAUGCUGCUUUCUGGUACUCACGUGAUGGAGGGCUCUGGUCGAAUGUUGGUCUCGGCUGUGGGUAUCAACUCACAAACUGGAAUCAUUUUCACUCUUUUGGGAGCUGGAGAAGGGGAUGAGGAGAAGAAGAUCAAGAAAGGUAAAAAACCAGGAGCCCCUGAAAAUCGCAACAAAGCAAAAACUCAGGAUGGUGUUGCCCUGGAGAUCCAGCCACUGAAAAGCCAAGAAGGGGUGGAAAAUGAGGAGAAGGAGAAGAAGAAGGUGAAGGUCCCAAAGAAGGAGAAGUCAGUGUUGCAAGGGAAGCUCACCCGCUUGGCAGUUCAGAUUGGAAAAGCAGGACUGAUCAUGUCAGCCAUCACAGUCGUUAUCUUGGUGCUGUAUUUUGUGAUCGACACAUUUGGGGUUCAGAAAAAGCAAUGGCUGGCUGAGUGCACCCCCAUCUACAUCCAGUAUUUUGUCAAGUUCUUCAUCAUUGGUGUCACUGUGCUUGUGGUGGCCGUGCCUGAGGGCUUGCCCCUGGCUGUCACAAUCUCCCUGGCCUACUCUGUGAAGAAAAUGAUGAAGGAUAACAAUCUGGUUCGGCACUUGGAUGCUUGUGAAACAAUGGGCAAUGCCACUGCCAUCUGCUCAGACAAGACAGGCACUCUCACCAUGAACCGUAUGACUGUGGUGCAAGCUUAUGUGGGCGACACUCACUACCGACAGAUCCCUGACCCUGAAGCCAUCCUGCCCAAAAUCCUGGACCUCAUUGUUAAUGGUGUCGCAAUAAACUCUGCAUAUACCUCCAAAAUCCUGCCACCGGAGAAAGAAGGGGGUCUCCCACGUCAAGUUGGGAACAAGACGGAGUGUGCACUUCUGGGCUUUGUGCUGGACCUGAAGCAGGAUUAUCAAGCAGUCCGAAGUGAGGUGCCUGAGGAAAAGCUCUACAAGGUCUACACCUUCAAUUCCGUCCGCAAAUCCAUGAGCACGGUGCUGAAGAACCCAGAUGGGAGCUUCCGCAUGUACAGCAAAGGAGCAUCUGAGAUCAUCCUGCGCAAAUGCACAAAAAUCUUGGACAAGAAUGGGGAUCCCCGAAUAUUCAAGCUGAAGGAUCGAGAUGAGAUGGUGAAAAAAGUGAUUGAGCCAAUGGCAUGUCAAGGGUUGCGUACCAUUUGUCUGGCCUAUCGGGAUUUCCCUGCUGGUGUUGAGCCUGACUGGGACACUGAAAAUGAGAUCCUGUCUGACCUUACCUGCAUCACUGUGGUUGGCAUUGAGGACCCUGUGCGGCCGGAGGUGCCUGAGGCCAUCCAGAAGUGCCAGCGUGCUGGUAUUACCGUCCGGAUGGUUACUGGUGACAACAUCAACACAGCACGUGCCAUCGCAACUAAAUGUGGGAUCUUGCUGCCUGGGGAGGACUUCCUGUGCCUGGAAGGAAAGGAAUUCAAUCGGCUCAUUCGCAAUGAGAAGGGAGAGGUGGAACAAGAACAACUGGAUAAGAUCUGGCCCAAGCUCCGAGUCUUGGCUCGUUCUUCCCCCACUGAUAAACACACACUUGUGAAAGGAAUUAUCGACAGCACCGUUGGAGAACGGAGGCAGGUGGUUGCUGUGACUGGGGAUGGCACCAAUGACGGUCCAGCCUUGAAGAAAGCAGAUGUGGGAUUUGCUAUGGGCAUUGCUGGCACAGAUGUGGCUAAAGAGGCCUCGGAUAUCAUUUUGACAGAUGACAACUUCACAAGCAUUGUCAAGGCAGUGAUGUGGGGCCGCAACGUGUAUGACAGCAUCUCCAAAUUUCUUCAGUUCCAGCUAACAGUCAACGUAGUGGCUGUGAUUGUGGCCUUCACGGGUGCUUGCAUCACACAGGACUCUCCUCUGAAGGCUGUCCAGAUGUUGUGGGUAAACUUGAUCAUGGAUACCUUUGCCUCAUUAGCCCUUGCUACAGAACCCCCAUCAGAGUCUUUGCUCUUGCGUAAGCCUUAUGGCCGCAACAAGCCACUCAUUUCCCGCACCAUGAUGAAGAACAUCCUGGGGCAUGCUGUAUACCAGCUCACCAUUAUCUUCACACUGCUCUUUGCUGGUGAGAAGUUUUUUGAUAUCGACAGUGGUCGGAAUGUCCCCCUCCACUCCCCACCCACUGAGCACUACACCAUCGUCUUCAACACUUUUGUCAUGAUGCAGCUUUUCAAUGAGAUCAAUGCUCGCAAGAUCCAUGGUGAGAGGAAUGUCUUUGAGGCCAUUUUCCGGAACCCCAUCUUCUGCACUGUGGUGCUGGGAACAUUUGUUGCCCAGAUCAUCAUCGUGGAAUUUGGUGGGAAGCCAUUCAGCUGCUCCGGGCUCACCUUGAGUCAGUGGUUCUGGUGUAUUUUCAUUGGUGUCGGUGAACUGCUUUGGGGACAGCUGAUCUGUACAGUUCCAACCAGUCACCUGAAGUUCCUGAAGGAAGCUGGACAUGGCAUUACUAAGGAAGAUAUUGCAGAGGAGGAGCUCACUGAGGGUCUCGAUGAAAUUGACCAUGCUGAAAUGGAGCUCCGGCGGGGACAGAUCCUAUGGUUCCGAGGCCUCAACAGAAUACAGACUCAGAUGGACGUAGUUUACACAUUCCAGACCGGCGCCUCCUCUUUACAGGGAGCCCUCAGGAGACAGCCUUCCAUCGUGAGCCAACACCACGAUGUAAAAAAUGUUUCUAGCCCAACCCAUAUCAAAGUGGUGAAUGCGUUCCGUAGCUCCUUGUAUGAAGGUCUCGAGAAACCCGAAUCCAGAAGCUCCAUUCAUAACUUCAUGACUCACCCAGAGUUCAUCCUGGAGGAAGACGAGCCUCGGACCCCAUCCCUUGAUGAUGCUGAUCAAGACCUAGAAGAUGAAGGACUCAAAAAGCUAAGUGGGGAGAGCCCAGGCGAGUCCUCACCCCUCAACAAAAAUAACAAUGCAGUGGACGGCGAUAUAGCUGAGGACACCAUUCUGGAGCCAGAAAGCUCUUUACACAGUCUGGAAACAUCGGUUUGACCUCUGAACUUUGCUCCUCCUUCUGCUUCCUUCCCCCAUGCAACAUAAGCACCAACAUCUGACCACACACUGCGGCCACUUCCUGUCAAGUGCUCAUACAUAUAUGCCUAUAUUCCCUUUCUGCUCCCCUCUUUUAUGAUGAUUUAGCUACAGGAACCACAGUACCACAUGGUUAGAGUUUUACUUCUCAAAACCAAUUAUUUGGUGCCUCCCUUAAGUGAGAAACUGCUCUUAAGUUGGGUUCCACAUGGCUGUACUAGUGGUUUUUCCUCUUAGAAGUUGCAUGCUUAAAGAAACAAGGUUCAUAGUCUCUUAAAGAGUCGGGUUAAGCAUCUGAUGAUGCAGUUGUGGGAAUAGCUCCAUUUUUAAUCACAGAAUCUGAAUCUACAUAUUUUUGGGGAGAAGGGGAUGAGCACCAAGGGGAUGCAAUUUCUUUAUACAGGAAAGGGGGAUCUAAAUCAGGUAUUGGAUGUUAAAAUUAACCCAGUCUUCCAUCUUGGGGAGGGAGGGAAUAGUACCUGACUUUUACCAUGUAUCUGUGUGUCUCUCUCUCUUUCUUUCUUUUUUCUGUCUCUCUCUCUCGCUCUCUCUCUCUGUGUUUCCAUUGUAGUAUUGAUCAAACAGGAGAUGAGGGUGGUGGGGGGGAAGUCUUAAAAUGGCUUGUAUGUGAUGUGAUUUUUAAUAAGGCCAAAGCAGCAAGGAGAUGUGACAGCACCAUGCUCUAUGAAAUUAGGUGAGGGAGUUUGCGUUAAGAGCAAAUUAUUUCUAGACUUUGCAUUAGCUGAGAUAUGUGAAGGUGUUUUUUUUUUUAAAUGCUUGUUUGAGUCAGGUUUUGGAUUUUGCAGUUCUGCCUAUUGGGCAAAUAAGUCAUUGGCCCAAUAAAAUAAAUAUCUCGACCCCAGUCUUGGUAAGGACAGACCCCAAAGAAUGUUCCAUAAGUCUCAGCUGCGGCCCCUGCUUGGUUAUCAGAAGGGUUGUCCAAGGUCAGGUAUGCAAUAUGUAUGCAAUGUUAAAAGAUACAGCCACACCAGCUUUGGUGAUGAGCUUUCAGUUCCUAUAGUGUCUGUUGCGAUUUGCUUGUUGAAGAAUGAAAAUAUAACAAGAAGGAGUCUUGAGCACAAAAUCUUGUGUCAAAUGCUUUUAAAGGGGAGAAAUGGUUAAAGAGCUGAUUCUGUAGAGUUGGAACAUGUCAGCAGUGGCACAGACCCAUCUUCCUCAGUUAGGUAAAAUAAGACAUUACAAUAUAGCUCCUCCACAUUUCUCUUCCCUCCUCACUGUACCUGAACUAGCCUCCAUCCCUUCACAAAGUGGUUGCCUCUCAACUAUUUCAAAAGAAUGCCAGAGAAUGAAAGGUAAAAUGAAAGGUAUUGCCCUCAUCUUGGUGUAUGUUUUUGAGCAUCAAGCUGUUGGUAGGUGAGUGAAACUAUGUGAUUCAACUCUGGCAUUCAUAGCCAUAUGGGGAGCCUCCUGAUGAAACUGAGCAUAUCAAAUUGAGGGCCAGAUUGUAUAAGAGAAGAGUGGGCAUCCACAGUUCUGUUUCUGUGGACAGAGCAGUUCUCGGAGCUUGGCACUGUGGGCUUGUGUCACCACCAUAUUCUUUUCUUCACUGUUGUAACCAUCUCUCAAAGGUACUAUCUAGAAGCAAAGAGAGAACCCAGUUGUUAGCAGCUGUAUUGAAGGUUUUGUUGUCUGGCCACCUUCCCAACUUUCAAAUCAAUACAGCUGUCCUCUAUUGGUGGCUGUUAUUUACCCCCCCCCCUUUUCUUUUUCUUUCCUUUCUGUCUUUCUUUUUUGAAGAACGCACAGCAGAAAUUCCUGUGCCUUGUCUAAGCACUGCCCAAAGCGCUGCCUGCCACACGGGAAACCCGGUGCUUUGCCAAGAGAUAAGUGUUCCUUAAACAAACAAAAAUGAAAAAUAAAAUGGAGCAUUUUGAUUUCAUUUUUGAACCCCUUCACCUUGCAGAUUGGUCACUGAAUUUCAUCACGAGUUCAAGGCAGACCGAUGAAAAUUCCUUCUGUAGGUCUUCUGUUCCACUGCUGGUGUAAAGAGGACUUGAAUGCUAGGCUCAAACAACUGCCAAUAUCCAAGGGUGGGAAACACCCAUCAUCAACCAUCUUAAUUGCAAAUAUGGCACCAUGCCAUUUCCUUUUGUUUGCCUUCCAGAAAAAUCCACUUCAUUCCUUUCAUCUGAACUAUACACAUUGGGAGGAAUAUGGGGGAGGGGCUAUGUGACCUAUCUGAUGACAGAGAAGUAAAACACCAUUCAUUUAGUUCUGUUUUAACAGCUAUACUGCUUAAAAGGUCAUUUUUUCUAUUUAAAAUACUUGCAAAAAAAAGGUGAUGUUAGGCGCUUGCAUAAAUAUUUAUGAAACAUUUUUGGGAGGGGUCACUGGUUGUU